GAGAGAGAGGAGAGUGUGUGUGUGUGUGUGGGGGGGGGGGUAGCACAUGUGAAUGCGUUUGGGAGAGAGAGAGGCGAGGAAGCCGUCGCCAUAUGCCGAGCGGAUUCUACAUGUGAAAACCAUGGGAAGCUCACAUCUCCUCAACAAAGGAAUGCCUCUAGGCAUCAGGCCACCCAUCAUGAACGGACCCAUGCACCCGCGGCCCCUGGUGGCUCUGCUGGACGGGCGAGACUGCACAGUGGAGAUGCCCAUCCUGAAGGACGUCGCCACCGUGGCCUUCUGCGAUGCCCAGUCCACACAGGAGAUCCACGAGAAGGUGCUGAAUGAAGCUGUGGGGGCAUUGAUGUAUCACACCAUCACUCUGAUGAGAGAAGACCUGGAGAAGUUCAAAGCUCUGCGCAUCAUUGUGCGCAUCGGUAGCGGCUAUGACAAUAUUGACAUCAAGUCUGCGGGCGAACUUGGAAUUGUCGUGUGUAACAUGCCAGCUGCCUCUGUAGAAGAGACAGCUGACUCCACGCUGUGUCACAUCCUCACCUUGUACCGGCGCACCACAUGGCUCCAUCAGGCUCUCCGGGAAGGCACGCGGGUCCAGAGCGUGGAGCAGAUUCGAGAGGUGGCUUCAGGAGCGGCGCGGAUCAGAGGGGAGACACUGGGACUCAUCGGACUAGGACGAGUGGGCCAGGCCGUAGCCCUGCGAGCCAAAACAUUUGGCUUCAAUGUAAUUUUUUAUGAUCCCUAUUUGGCUGAUGGCGUGGAGAGAUCCCUGGGCCUUCAAAGGGUCACCACGCUACAGGAUCUGCUCUUUCAUUCUGACUGUGUGUCACUGCACUGCAGCCUGAAUGAACACAACCACCACCUCAUCAACGACUUCACUGUCAAGCAGAUGCGUCAGGGGGCAUUCCUGGUCAACACGGCCAGGGGGGGUCUGGUGGAUGAGAAGGCCCUGGCCCAAGCCCUGAAGGAUGGAAGGAUACGCGGCGCUGCCCUGGAUGUUCACGAGACGGAGCCUUUCAGUUUCAGUCAGGGUCCCCUGAAGGACGCGCCCAACCUGAUCUGCACCCCGCAUGCCGCCUGGUACAGUGAACAGGCCUCGCUGGAAAUGCGGGAGGAGGCAGCCAGGGAAAUCCGAAGAGCCAUUACAGGUCGUAUUCCAGACAGUUUGAAGAACUGCGUCAACAAGGAGUUCCUGACCCAGAACAACCACUGGACGGCAGUCGAACCGGCCAACGUCCACCCAGAACUCAACGGAGCCUACAGGUACCCGCCGGGGGUUGUGAGUAUGACUGCCGGCGGCCUCCCGCCCCCCGUGGAGGGCAUCGUGCCCAGCGCAGUGCCCGUCGUGCACCCCCUCCCGCCAGCAGUCGCGCACCCGCCGCACACCCCGUCGCCUGGACAGAACACGGUCAAGCCACCAGAGAGUGACAGAGAACAGCAUCCAAAUGAGCAGCUGUAGUCCAAAAGCACAACGGGAAGUAAAAGUCCAGUAAAUAACUACUGAUUCCAAAAUGUACAGUACAUCGGCACAACGUCGCUUGUUGACACUCCAACGAGAGGCAAGAAGACGACAGUGAUGGUCAGGAAAUGCAAAGAGCUCAUCUGCGACUGAGAGAAGAAUAAUCUUUUUGACUGUUGCGUGUCCAAAAUUUCCCAUCGGUCUCUUUUUUUUUCUUUCCUCACCGUCAUUCCUUGGCCAUCGGAGCAAAAAAAAAAAAAAAACAACAACAACAACAUAAAAUGAAUGUAAGUUGUACAAACGGACAGUUUUUAGACCAUGUUUCCCAACCUUUAAAAGAGCCACGGCUCAUUAUUUUAUGUGAGAAAAAUCGUAUGGCACAAAUGUCACGAAAAGUAGACGCAUCGGAUAACGAUUUUUCUUUCUUAAGGUGUGACUGGACAGGAAUCAUGAAAUUCCAAUGUGUUUAUUUACCACUCGAGUGAAUUAAGAUAUGAGCUCAGUCAUGGAAUAAAUUAAACUUGAAAGCCAAGGUACCACCAUACACCAAAAUAAUGAGAUCAUGUUGACCAACAUUUACCACAUUUUACCUACAAAUUCUCUGGGCAUGUUAAACUCGAACGAAAAUAUUACUGUGCCAUCUAGUGGAGGAGUAUUUAACUCAAAUUCCUGAUAUGUCUUCAUUAAUGUUGUCAAUAAACAAUUGAAAUUGGGGGCGGGAGGUGUAUAAUUUCCACACCUCAUUAUCUCUCACGGCAUAUCAGGCGCAUAGGUUGGGAAUCGCGGUUUUAAACUGGAGGCUGGAAGUUGCCGGCAAAGAACUACAUUCAUCUGUGCGAGAUUUUUCCUUAACCAGCCACCCCGAAACUGAGGCAGCUGUUUUGCACACCAUCUCAGGAACUUCAGUUUCCGCAGUUGGUCUGUUAUUGACUUUAUUUCCUGCCAUUUAGUGCUUCUCUUUGUAGUUCUUUGGGAAUCCUGGCCUUUGGUUACAACUCAAAGUGCUUGGGUAAUUUGCUGUCGUUUGUACAUAGCAUCCCAUUUCCAAGAGAUUGCACAGUAGGAGACAAGUGGCGAAAUGCUCCUCUUGGCAUUGAAAUGUUUUGUCAGUGAUGUUGGGACGAUGCCGGGUGAUGCACCGAGAAUCUGCACUGUAGCAGAAUUAAAUGUGUGGAGUGUGCCCCCGCUAUCUCGCGCUCACCGACCGCAGCCCCACUACGUCGCACAUUUUUCAUAUGGGACGUAUCUAUUUAUCUAGCGUGGAAAGUUGCGCUUAAUAGGUGUCAUUUUUGUCCAGCGUUCUUACAGUUUACUUCGUUGCUAUAAUGCCUUUGCAUGUGGAACUAUUUCUACAAUGCGCUUUUCAGUUAGAGAAUAAAACACAUCAAUCCUGGCCUGAAACUGUCAUUUGAAACCACAACCCUUGUUUGAAACCCUCAUCAAGACUUGAACCCUGAUCUGAAAGCUUAACUUGAAAUGAUGAACCGGUUUUGAAAUCUUACUUGGAAAGCUCAACUUUUGUUUGAAACCCUCCUUUGAAAUCAUACAUCUGGUUUAAAACCCUGUUUUGAACGCCUAAUUGAAAUAUUAAUCUUGGAUUAAAUUUGAAAAGUGAACUUGUUUGAAACCAGAACUUGAAAUCCUAAACAUAGCAUGAACCCCGACUUUAAAAUCAUGCAUCUAGUUUGAAACUCUAAUUUUGAACCCGAACAACUCUUUCAAAUCCCUAACCCUGUCUUCAAACCAUAACCUAUUAUUUUGAACCUCUAAACCAGUCUUGAAACCUAAACUUGUCGCCCUAACCCUGAUUUAAACGCCUAAGCAACACAAGUGGGGCCACUAACUUCUCUCUCUGUCCAAGUUGACUCCUUCAAUAAGCCGACUGACUCUUAUUAACUCUGCUGAAGGGGUGAAACUAUCGAAUUUUUUUUUAAUGGUCUGCGUAUAUCGCAGAUUUUCACCUACGGCACAUGCGUCUGCAACAUAGCUCCAGCAAUAAAAGGGGGUUCACUCUACUAUCUCUUUUUCGUGAUCCAGAGCUUCCACCGCAAAUACAGCUCUGGACUUCAGCACAAGGUUUGCCUCCUUCAAAAAUCAUCCAAAUCCUCUGCUUCCUAACUUGGUUCCUUACUUUGAAGCAUUUGGAUAAAGCACCAGAGUGCAUCGCACAAUGCUCCCUUUAACAUUUCAUGAUGGGUCCUUACUGGGUGUACCGUUUGGCCACCGAUGUGCUCUCCGUGUCCGUACGUGUGCAUAUUGUGGUGGUGUUUUUCUGCCUGCCUGUGUCAAUGUGACUUGGUUUGUAUCUGUGUCUAAAAAGCAGACUUGCGAGUGGGAGUGCAGGGCUCCUCAAGGCAUCGUCACCUGCGUCGGUUGAAGCGAGCUACCCGUGCUCUGCUUAUUGUCCUUUACGUUUGUUUGGUCAAGAAACAAACUAUCAAACUAUCAAGUUCAACUAUAGACGAGUGUAAAGACUUCCAUCGGACUUUACAACUAAAAUAUCACAACGCGUGGGACUACAAUUCUUUGUCAUGAUUAUUGUUGGGCGUAGGGGGGAAAAAAACUUCUCAAGAAGCCAUGCCCGAAAAAGCCCAAGACUUUUGCCGUUUUAGAGACAUUUCGGCCAUUCAUGCCAAUUUGAAAAUUCGCAUGAACUUUGGUAGGCACAUUUAUCAUGAGUAGACCCACAAAAAUGUUUCACAAACGCAUGACUGAAGACUCCGGAAGUCACCCAUUUUGUUUCAAAGUGUCCAAUUUAGGCUCAAGUGGCUCAGUAGGCACGCGAUCGGAAAAAAAAAAACAAUCUGCCCUCAAAGCCACUUUCGAAUUAUCAACAUGAAAAUUGCUUGGCAUGGUUAUAAUGAGUAGACCCGUAAAAGGCCUCUUGAAGGGAUGCCUGAAAAGACAAAACAAAUCUCCCAUUUUUGAUCGAAGCAGCCAUUUUAUGGCUAAUUCUCUUUCAUAGCAAAUCUUGAACCAAGAAAGGAAAACGUUGAUCAUGUGGGGUGGACAGAUGAUAUAUAUAUAUAUAUUUUUUUUUUCACCACUGCUUGUGGGUGAAGCAGGGCAGCUAAGCUUGAUGACUCGACCAAAUGUGCGUGAUGGCAAAGUCACCCAGAAAGCUUUAGGUCCCUCCAGCACAAAAACAGAAGCAAAACGUUCGUAGCUGAAGACCUAAAGCUGCAUUUUUGAAUCUAUGACUUUCUCCACGUGACGGUGCUUUCAGGAUCCCACUCCAGAUCCAGCAUUUUGUGUAGUAAACAGUUCACUGUUGCCUACCCGUUCUCCUUUACGUCGUGGUAGCAAACGUAGCGACCAGGGAUGGACAUUUCACAUUGACGUGAACGAUUCCGAUUCCAUUCUCAGACCUUAGCUGAGUGCCAAGUUUUCGCUGGGUCAAAAUCUGAAACGUGUACGUUCUCGGGCUUUGGGAAUUCCUGUGGACUACACACCUCACAAGAUGCCUGACACCUUUGCUGUUUCCAUGGCAACCUUAGAGAAACUCUUUGUCAUUCUUGAACAAAAAGCACUUUGAAAUUCCUUCCCUGGUAGUGACACACAGUCCACUGUUGCCUACUUGUUUGUCCUCUUUAUGAUUAAGUAGUAGGUGUAGCAAUAUACAGUACACGCACACACACACACAUAUAUACAUAUAUAUAUAUACAUAUAUAUAUAUAUAUAUAUUCUACAGUAAAUAUUAUUUUUGAUCAAACGCUCUGAAAGAUAUGUUUGUGACUGUAUGCAUUUGUAUGAAUUAUUUUAAAAGGAAAUAAAACUGUGGAUGAUGA
Messenger RNA from Hippocampus zosterae (dwarf seahorse), 5241 nucleotides. RefSeq names its product C-terminal-binding protein 1. Lineage: Eukaryota; Metazoa; Chordata; Actinopteri; Syngnathiformes; Syngnathidae. Gene Ontology annotation, molecular function: transcription corepressor activity; oxidoreductase activity, acting on the CH-OH group of donors, NAD or NADP as acceptor; NAD binding. The record is from RefSeq and is a predicted model, not a curated record. The transcript has 11 exons. Bases 53 to 1453 code for a protein of 466 amino acids.